CAACACUACAUUCCAGUGUUGCCGCUGAGAUACAAGGACCUGGGUUUUCCAAGGAUGCAACCCACAUCAGUCAACUAACACCCACAAACCCAUUUCUACUGAUGGGUGAACAUGGACAACCAGUGUAAGGAAACACGCCCAAUGUUUCCAUCCUUGCUGAGAAUUGAACCUGGACACUCAAUUCAUGGUGAUACGAAGAUAUAUCAGAAAGCAUCUUUAAAAACCAAUCAGUUAAAAAAGGACAGCAGCCAUGGAUCCACUAGGAGGACAGUCUAUAUCUCAGGCAACAAUUCAACCCACUGUUUGGUAUAACUAUAGUAAUUAUAGCGACCUUCUUGUUAACCAUCCAGUUCAAGUGCAAGUGGCUGUGCCCACAGUUCAGAUGGUUGCUGCACCAUCUCAGACACCAACACCUGCUCCCACUCCUGUUCAGACACCCAUACCGCAAGAUCAUGUAGCUAUUGUUACUAUGGUUCCACAAAAAUCAAAAAAAUCAAAAAGACCUUCUUCUGAUAAUCAAGAACGAAAUUUUCAUUGUGGAAGAUGUGGUUCUUCGUUUACGAACAGUUCUAACCUUCGAAGUCAUAUGCGCAUCCAUUCUGGUGUUAGACCUUACGUUUGUGUAGAAUGUGGGAAAUCAUUCAUUCAGAGUUCUAAUUUAAAGGCACAUGCCCGUGUACACACAGGUGAGCGUCCUUACCAGUGCUCUGAAUGCAGUCAGACAUUUUCAAGGUCUUCUCAUCUAGUAGGUCACAAACGCACUCAUACAGGAGAAAGACCAUAUAUCUGUGGUAUCUGUGGAGAAGCUUUUUUUACUUCAUCACAUUUAAGAAAUCAUGUGCGACGCCACACUGGAGAAAAACCAUAUAUUUGCCAAUGCUGCGGAGAAGCAUUUGGUCAAAGUGUUGAACUCAGAGUUCAUGUUCGGCAUCACACGGGAGAGAAACCCUUUAAUUGCCGGGAAUGUGAUACGGCAUUCAUAUCUGCUCGAGAGCUUAAGGCACAUCGCAAAACACACCACUUGGGUUCUAAACCCUUCAAAUGUGAACAGUGUGAAAGAUGUUUUCGAACACCUACAUUUUUAAAUAAACAUCAGAUACGUUGUAAAGGCCCAAGACCUAAGCGGCCCAAAGGAAGGCCUCGCAAAUACCCGAGGCUAGAUGGAGAAGAACCUCCAUGGAAAAAGCCAAAAAAACGAAAGAACAAACGGCCAGCCGCUCCAACUGACAGAGUUUCUCGGUCUAGAACACGAGCAAUGAGAAAUGCACAGUUAAAACAGGAAGAGGAGGAGCUACAGGAGGUUGAUAAAUUAGAACUGUAUGAUCAGCAGCAACAGCAGCAGGAACAUGUGCAAAUACAAUUAAAUGAAGCAUGUCAUUUGAAACAUGAAGGACUGGUAUCAGACAAUCACAUCACUCAGCUUCCUAUGGUUCCUAUGGUACAAGUGAUGCUAGAGAAUCUAGGGCAUGGAGAUGGUCUGGACCAUACUCACCCACAAACUUUACUGAUUCAGUCAGCAUCAUCAGCAGUACAUGCACUCCAUGGUUUAUCAGAACAAAACCAGCAGCAGAUUGGAGUAAUAGAUCUUUCAGGUCAGCAUUUACAUCAGGAUGACCAGCAACAGGUUGACUCUGUUCAUCAAACACUAACCAUGGUUUCUGCUCAUCAUCCUUUGCCAUCAGUAUCAGCUAGCCAUCAGCAUCUACCAGUUAUCACUGCUCAUCAAGCUGUUUCUGCACACCAGCAGUUAGCAACUGUUGCAGCACAUCAAAUGCCAGCUGUGUCAGCACAUCAACAAAUGCCAGUUGUGUCAGCACAUCAGCAAAUGCCAGUUGUGUCAGCACAUCAGCAGAUGCAAACUGUGACAGCACAUAAGCAAUUGCAGACUGUAACAGCACAUGCACAGCUGCCAGCUGUGACAGCUCAUAAGCAGUUGCCAGCUGUAACAGCACAUCAACAAGUAACGGCUGUGACUUCUCAUAAGCAAGUUGUUAGUGGUCAUCCAUUACCAGCAGUAACUGCACAUCAGCAAACAGUUAGUGCCCACCAGCAGCUAACAGUUACUGCUCACCCACAAACAGUGAAUGCCCAUCACCAAUUGCCAGUAGUAUCUGCUCAUCAACAAGUAAUUGGCAACCCUCUUCAGUUACCUGUUGUUACUGCUCAUCAACAGUCUGUAAGUGCCCAUCAGCAGAUUGUUGUUUCUGCCCAUCAGCCUGUUCCAGUUGUAGCAGCUCACCAACAGGGCUUAGUUGUUUCAGCCCAUCAAGUGCCUGCUGUGUCUGCACCUAAGGAGAGUGUUCAUGGUACAAGUGAAAGUUCCCAGGUGAUUUAUGGGUCAGGACAGCCAUAUGUGGUAGAUCUCUCCAGCCCAGCUCUUACCACACAAGUUCCCAUCAUUAACCAAACUGUGACUACUCAGUACACCAGACCAUAGUAUAUUCUUGUUUAAAAAAUAAUUUUAUAUAAUGAUACACAAUGUAAAAGCUAAUAUGGAUAAAUUGGUUACUCAUCUGAAUCACAUCAGUUCUAGUGAAGUCUAUAUAACUGUAGGUUGAACUAUUUUCGAAGACAAGAGGUGAGCAGAAAUGUGUUCUGUGAGCAAGUCUUUUGAAACCUGUGAAUGACUUGCCACACUGAAAUUUAAAAUGCUAGAACAUUCAUAAUGCUGUGUGUGGAUAUACAGUUUAUAUUUUGUAACCAUACUCACAGGGGUAUUUUUUUGCAUUUGUAAGUCCACAUUAUAUGUGGUAGAAGCUAUGAAUGUCUCGAUUAGAUUUAUUAUAGUGGUUUGAGACAUAAAUAUAGCUAAUAUGCAUUUCUAAAUUAUUACUAUCUAACUAUAAACUUUUGAAACUAACACUUGCAAGCCUAAGAAGACAAUAUAUAUAUAUGAUUGCAAAUAGUUUUAUAACUAUGAGCAGCAGCUCUAUAAGUUAAAUUUAUUUUAAUUUUAAGGCCAUAAAUAAGAACUGUGUUCCUACAUCAAGUGAUGAGAUGAAAGGAAUAAUGUAUAUUUGAAGAUACAAAAAGUUUUAUCUUAUUCAUCACCAAAGCACUGAAUUCAUGGGCAGUCAUAAUGUUUCACAAAAAGAAUGAAUAAGAGUAAUUAUAUAAUUUUGUUUUAACAUUUUACUCUUUUAUGACUAUAAUAUAAUUUGUUAUUUGUAAUAUGAUUUUGGCAAGUGGAUAAUCAGUAGAGAUACUGAUGCAUAUUUGGAAAUCUAUGAUACCUCACAUAAGUUAACUUAACCCUUUGACUGUCGCAAGCCCCUUUCUGAAACUGUCAUUCUAUGUCGCAAAAUUUUUGGGAAAAAAAAAUUUUUUCUUAAGAAAUGAUAGAGAAUCUUUUCCCGAUGGUAAUAACAUCAAAAGUAUGAAAUUUGGUCGAAAACUCGCGGAAUUACGCUCCCGUGAAGUUAGCGGUCUCGGCGACAUAUACGCAUCGGCGAUUUCGCCGACUUUGAGCCCUGUUUUUAGCCAAUUCCUUUGUUCCAGUUGACCAAACUCAUAGCUAUUUCUUUAGAACUCCAUUUUUUUUAUAUCAGUUGAGUACAAGAAACUGCCCAUUUACCAAUUUGAACUACCCAAAUUAAAAAAGAUUCCAAUUUCAAAAUAGGGUCCAGAAUAAACAAUGUAAAGAUUCUUGGCACUAAAAUAACAUACCCUCUGUUCAUUAGUCACGUCUCUAGGCCCCUCUUAUAUUACUAUUGCUUUCUAUUUUGAUUUUUUAUUCAUACAAAAAAUACAAAAUUUACUGUUAUGCAGACUAAUGCAUUAUUAUAAAAAUGGUAUAAAUAAUAUCAGUGCACUAGAGAAAGAAUAUUAGACUCCCCAGUUGACAUGUAUUGAACGUGUGGUGUGAUUUGCUCACUCCUGAACAUUGGUAAAAAUUGAACAUUUCUGCUACUUUGAGCUCAAUUUCAAGGUCGUUUUCAUUGUGAAACUAAUCAAAAUCAUCUCUAUUUCUGUAAUAUGUUUUCCAUCUUAUCAAGUGAGACCAUGAAAAUGAGAAUACAACGAUAAAUACUAUACGAAAAUACACCUCAAAUUCGGCAUUUUAAUCCAAAAAAUGGUGUUUUUUUUUUUCUCAUGCACUGCAUGCUGCAGGAUUUUUUUUAUGUGGUGCACACUGACCACACAUACCCAUUCUCUCACAUGUGAGCCUUCCAGCUUUCUCCUGCUUGAUUUGAAGCCGCUAGAAUUUACACGUAUUAACACGUCCAAAACAGUGGCGCGUAAGACGUAUAUAUACAACCAAAACAGUCAAAGGGUUAAUACCAGGCUCCAGUAUACCCAAAUAGAGUUGGCCUUUUUCCCUCCACAUACACAUGCAUGCACAUACACAAACACACCAACAUGGUGGUAAAAGAACUGAAUGCUUUGGUUGCAUUUGGUUUUUAGGAUCACCACCCCUUGUAUCUUGAUGUUAGACCAGCCCUCAUAAACUUAAAAGAAAAUGUUAAGAGGAAUAAAUUACAUAAAGAAGCUGGAAAGUAAAUCCCAAUAUAUACUGAUUGUAAAUAGAAGUUUAUAAAACUUAUCUGGCUUACAUAUUUAUAAGAGGAAAAAGAUCAAUACUUACCAUAGUGCAAAACAUUUCGAAAAAUAGGUACAAUCCAAAGAGGCCAGAAACCAGAAAUGUUAUUUAAAAUAGUGCAGUAGGGGAAGUUAGGAAGUGAGACUCGACCCCCAUACACACAAAAUGACGAGUACACAUGCACAGGAAAUUUUGGGCAAAGCUACUGGAGAAAAGUAGAUAAAACAUUAGACAGCAAAAACCUACUAACCUUCCAGGAAAUUUUGGACAAAGCUACUGGAGAAAAGUAGAUAAAACAUUAGAUAGCAAAAACCUACUAACCUCCAAACAGUUUGGUUUGAGAUCAGAAAGCUCUUUGAUGGAACUCAUACAUGGGCAGACUGAAUUUAUUUCUAUUUCAGAAGGCUUUUAAUAAGCCCCAUGAUAGUCCAAUAUAGAAAUUAUAGAAUAAAAGAGGAAUGCAAAGCAAACUACCAAAAGAUUUGAGAUUCUACUGAUCUGAAAAAAAUGAGAAUGCCAAAUAUUAAAAAUUUCCAUGUGGGGAAAUUUUACUAGCAGAAUCCCACAAGGAUCAGCACUGACUCCUCCAGCAUUGCUGAUUUAUUGAAUGAACAUGUUUGCAGAUGAGAAAUUCUGUGCAAAUGGAUGAUGAAAUUUAAUGUGAAAAAUAUUUCUAAAGAAAAAAUGGAAGAAUCAUAAACAGGUCACACAAGGAAUAUAGAUUGUUACAAAAUAUAGUACAGUACAGUUGAACACCAGAGGGAUGUAGGCAUUCUAAACUUGUGAUCCAUCCAACCUUACUGCCUGUGAAAAUAUAACAAAAAUUCCAAGACAAAAUACUAUGACAGUGCAAAUGAAGUUAAAAAUAGUACUUGCCAGUUUCUGGUGUUCUUAUCAAGUAAAAUCAUGUCUUGUUAGACUAUAAAGCAAAAUAUUGCCAUUAAACUUUAAAAAUUAUAGGAUUUACUAUUGCCAAAGAACAUAAGGUGUAUGCCCAUGGUAAUACACUUUAUCAGUCACUAGUAUUGUUUCUUGUCCAGCAACAUUAAGUUUGGUAAAGCUCUUAUGUGAAAUAUCAGCAUUAAAUACAAAAAAAAAAAAAAAAUAGUGUCAGGUGGAGAAAGGGAUGAAGGAGCAAUUGUUAACAAGAUAUUCACCAGAGGAUUACUAAAAUGUAAUUGUAAGACGUGCUAUGUUUGCAAACUUCAAAAUAGCAUUCAUAUACGUAUAUGGAUAUUGAAAUGUUAAAUAAAUAUGUAUACAAACUAA
This is a messenger RNA of Cherax quadricarinatus, 5809 nucleotides long. NCBI's taxonomy places the organism in Eukaryota, Metazoa, Arthropoda, Malacostraca, Decapoda, Parastacidae. The record is from RefSeq and is a predicted model, not a curated record.